AUGUCUGUUAAAACAAUCGAAUCUUAUUUUAAUAACACACAAAAUUCUUCUAAAAGCAUGCUUGAAGAUGACACUCGUAUUUGUAAAGUCUGUGAUAAAGAUAAAGGUGUUGUAGGUAAAUGGGGUUCACUCACGUUAUUAAUGCCUAUAACGCGCCACUUUGAACAAAAACAUCCAAAUACUUUUAAAGUAUUUGGAAAAUUUGCUGCAAAACUUCCUUUUUCUCUCUUGGAAGAGAAUUGCUUUGCUAAAUUUGUUUCCACCCUUGACCCACAUUACAAGAUCCCCUGUCAUCAAUCCAUGUCUGAAAAUAUUAAAAAGCUAUUUGA
This is a messenger RNA of Dentiscutata erythropus, 329 nucleotides long. The record is from the annotation of a GenBank genome assembly. NCBI's taxonomy places the organism in Eukaryota, Fungi, Glomeromycota, Glomeromycetes, Diversisporales, Gigasporaceae.